Molecule: messenger RNA, 458 nt
Organism: Wyeomyia smithii (pitcher-plant mosquito)
Lineage: Eukaryota; Metazoa; Arthropoda; Insecta; Diptera; Culicidae
Gene: ND-B8
Product: NADH dehydrogenase [ubiquinone] 1 alpha subcomplex subunit 2
Exons: 3
Coding region: 119-406 (95 amino acids)
Source: RefSeq, a predicted model, not a curated record
CUGGUGUCAAACUGACAUUCAAAUUCCGAAAACUCCUAUCGUUUUGCUUUGCUCAAGCGAUUUAGGAUUCUGGAGACUGGGAAAACGUUGAUACUAAUUCACGAAAAAAACAUUAGAUAUGAGACUGUCUCUGUUGCGAACGGCCCGACUGAAUCCUGCGGUCAAGGAGCUGCGCUUGCACCUAUGCCAGACCGGUGAAACAUCCAAGGGAGUCCGCGAGUUCAUUAGUACUCAGUAUGCGGGCUUGAAACGUGAAAAUCCCAAAUUACCGAUCCUGAUUCGCGAAUGCAGUGGUGUUCAACCACGACUGUGGGCCCGUUACGAAAUGGGAAAGGAAAAAUCGGUUUCCUUAACUAAUGCUGCCGCGACGGACGUUGCAAAACACAUUGCAGACCUUGGAAAGUAGAGAAGAUGUAAAUGAUAGAAUUUAUGAAAUAAACCUAAUACGUUGGAGUUAG